Lottia gigantea (owl limpet) is the source of this 791-nucleotide messenger RNA. RefSeq lists its product as hypothetical. NCBI's taxonomy places the organism in Eukaryota, Metazoa, Mollusca, Gastropoda, Lottiidae. Bases 1 to 642 code for a protein of 213 amino acids. The record is from RefSeq and is a predicted model, not a curated record. The transcript is spliced from 5 exons.
AUGUCAUAUCUAAAAGAAGUGUAUCUAUACUUACUACUUGUACAGAGUUUACUGUAUGUGAAUGCUCGAUUCGAUGUAUUGAAACGUGAGCCUGGUUUUGUGUAUCGCAAGGGAAGUAAUUCUGCUAUUAAAAUGGAAGUUUUCAUUGACUUAAUGUGUUAUGAAAGUCAGGUGGUGUUUCCAGAACUAAUUAAGGUGGCUAAUGAAUAUGGACCUGAAGAUCUGGAAUUGAAAAUUCAUCUCUUUCCCUUGCCGUAUUUCCGAAAUGCUCAUAAAUCAGCAAAGGGAGCCUUUAUAAUAGAUGAACUGACAAAUGGAAGUCGAACAAAUGAAUGGCUAGAACUGAUCUUCCAAAACAUUGCAGAUUUCACCAAUUCUGCUACGAACAGUUUAACAGAGACUCAAGUGAUCGGACGAUUCGCCGAUGUUGCUGAACAACUGGGAAUAAGUAGAUCUGUGUUCCAUAUUCAAAUGGCAUCAAAUGUUAGAGCGGAGAAGAGUGCAAGAAUGGUCCAUCGAUAUGGUAGUUCAAGAGCAGUUUUAUCAGUGCCAGCAUUUUACAUUAAUGGUUUCCAUGUUCCUGCCACGCGCAGUUGGAAGGCAGACGACUUUAAGAAAGAGAUUGAUAGAAUUUUGAGGUAGUUAUAUAGAAUUAACACGAUGAUGAAAAAACAGAAACAAUCAACUUAUAUUAUUGGGUCAACUCAAAUAAACUGCUACAAUCAACUUAAAGUAAAACUUCUUCAAUCAACUUCCAAUAUUCAGUCUAUUGAAAUAAAACUGCUACAAUC